AUGAACACAACCUUCAACGGCGCUCUCAAGCAGAGCACCUCGAUCCGCAAAGACCUAGCCAACCUCUCCAGCCACCCCUCAUCCGACCCAAAUGCGCCCCCGUCGGCCGCCCAGAUAAGCCCCGCCGCGCUGGGGUCCCUCAGCGCCUCCCUGACCGCCUUCCAGCGCACCAUCGACGAGUACAACUCCCUCGCGAAGCAGGAGCUCAACCCGGCCAAGCAGGAGAAGGCCCUCGAGCGCAUACGCAACUUCCGCACAGAGCUGUCCGACUACCGCAGGGAGUUCGAGUCCCUCAAGACCGCGCGCGACGAGGCGCUGCACACCCAGGACCGCGGCGAGCUCCUCGGCCGCCGGCCCUACGCCGCCACGCCCGAGAACCCGUACGCUGCCAGCUCGGGCGCCGCGACGUCCAGUUCAUACGGCGGGUACGGUGGCGGGGGCCAUGUGCGCAACACGAGCGGCGGGGCCGGGGUGGGAGGAAGCAGUAGCAGCGGUGGCGGGUACGGGAUGGGCAGCAACGACGUGACGCGCGAGGACCACGCGCUGCGGGAGCAGAACUUCUUCGCCAGCACCAACUCGGCGCUGGACGAGUACAUCGCGCGCGGGCAGGCGGUGCUCGGGGACCUGGGCACGCAGCGCGAGAUGCUCAAGGGCACGCAGAAGAGGCUUUACUCGGUCGCCAACACGCUCGGGGUGUCUGGGGACACGAUCCGCAUGAUUGAGCGGCGGGCGAGGGAGGACAAGUGGAUCUUCUGGGCGGGCGUUGUGGUAUUCUUUUUGUUUUGCUGGUUGUGUCUGCACUUCCUGCGGUGA
Messenger RNA from Diaporthe citri, 813 nucleotides. RefSeq lists its product as uncharacterized. The transcript is spliced from 2 exons. Gene Ontology annotation, cellular component: late endosome membrane; ER to Golgi transport vesicle membrane; endoplasmic reticulum membrane. The record is from RefSeq and is a predicted model, not a curated record. Gene Ontology annotation, biological process: vesicle fusion; endoplasmic reticulum to Golgi vesicle-mediated transport. Bases 1 to 813 code for a protein of 270 amino acids. NCBI's taxonomy places the organism in Eukaryota, Fungi, Ascomycota, Sordariomycetes, Diaporthales, Diaporthaceae. Gene Ontology annotation, molecular function: SNAP receptor activity; SNARE binding.